This is a messenger RNA of Syngnathus acus (greater pipefish), 2863 nucleotides long. It is a transcript of the gene ntn4, whose product is annotated as netrin 4. The transcript is spliced from 10 exons. Lineage: Eukaryota; Metazoa; Chordata; Actinopteri; Syngnathiformes; Syngnathidae. Gene Ontology annotation, biological process: substrate adhesion-dependent cell spreading; basement membrane assembly; cell migration. The record is from RefSeq and is a predicted model, not a curated record. Gene Ontology annotation, cellular component: laminin trimer. Bases 433 to 2295 code for a protein of 620 amino acids. Gene Ontology annotation, molecular function: protein binding.
GUGAGAGCUCCAUCCCAUUCCGGAAUGUUCCUUUAAGUGAAGUGCAAGAGCGGAGGAGGAGGAGGAGCCGGGCUUCCUCACACUACGUGUGAGUGUGUGUGUGUGUGUGUGUCCUCAGUUGGACUGGCGGGACGAAGCGCUGCGCGUGGAAAUGAAAGACGCUGCAGGUUGCCGAGCGGCCGCACACGAGCUGGACUUUUGCUCGUCCUCCUCCUCGGCGCUCUUCCUCACAAGAUCAUGCUUCCUCCUCCCGCCACACUCUGCCACCUCCUCCUCCCCCUGCUCUGCCGUGCACCUUCGCCUCAGCUGAGUGACAGACAGAGGCCGCACCAGAUUUGAAAGCACGCCGUUUUUGGGUUAUUUUUUGGGUGCAGAACAUCUCCUCCUGCCUUUGGCGCGCCUCUUGGUGGAUUACCUCGGAGUGGAGUCAACAUGCCGUUGCCGUUUGUGCUGCUGCUGCUGCUGAGCGUGGCUGUGUUGUCAGGUGCAGGCGCAGCGCCGGAGGCAAUGUCGCGAGCGGGCGUGGCCCCGCGCUGCGAGAGCCGCGCCUGCAACCCCCGCAUGGGCAACCUGGCGCUGGGCCGCCGCGUCCUGACCCAGAGCGCGUGCGGCAACAACGGCACCGAGCCGUACUGCGCCUACGCCGAGCCGGGCCUGGCGUGCGGCCCCGCCAAGUGCGGCAAGUGCAACGCCGCCCUGCCCCACCUGUCGCACUUGGCGGGCGCCAUGUCCGACUCGUCCUUCCGCCACCCCGACACCUGGUGGCAGUCGGCGGAGGGCGCCGACUCGGAGACGCUGCAACUGGACCUGGAGGCCGAGUUCUACUUCACGCACCUCAUCGCCGUCUUCCGCUCGCCGCGGCCCGCCGCCAUGACGCUGGAGCGCUCGCAGGACUUUGGCCGCACGUGGCGCACUCUGCAGUACUACGCCCGCAACUGCAGCGCCGCUUUCGGCGUCCCGGAGGGCAAGGCGGUCACGUCCGGCGGAGGGGACGGCGCCACCUGCACGUCCAAGUACUCCGGGGCCUACCCGUGCACCCGAGGAGAGGUGAUCUACCGGACGCUCCCCAAGUGGGAGUCUCUGGACCCGUUCGGCCCGGAGGGCCAGCAGCAGCUGCGGGUGACCAACGUGCGCAUCCGGCUGCUGGAGCGCCAGCCGUGCCCGUGCCAGGCCAAAGACGCCGCUGAGCCGAGCAAGACUCCGCCCUCACGCCACUUCGCCAUCUACGACCUGAUGGUCAAGGGCAGCUGCUUCUGCAACGGGCACGCCGAGCAGUGCGUGCCCGCGCCGGGCUACCAGCCCGUCCGGGAUCGGACCAACCACGUGGUGCACGGCAAGUGCGUGUGUCGACACAACACGGCCGGCGACCACUGCGAGCGCUGCGCCGCGCUCUACAACGACCGACCCUGGCAGCCCGCCGACGGCCUGACGGGGGCGCCGCACGAGUGUCGCAAGUGCAAGUGUAACGGCCACGCUCACAGCUGCCAUUUUGAUUGGUCGGCGUGGCGGGACUCGGGCCAGCGCAGCGGCGGCGUGUGCGACUGUCUGCACAACACCGAGGGGCGCCAGUGUCAGAACUGCAGGGCCGGUUUCUUCCGGGACCCCGGACGCCCCCACGCGGCCCCUGACUCUUGCAAGCCGUGCAGCUGUCACCCUGUGGGCUCGGCGCCGUGCGACCCGACCAGCGGCGAGUGCGUGUGCAAGCCCGGCGUGGGCGGCGCCCACUGCGACAGGUGCCUGCCGGGCUACUGGGGCUUCCACCCGUACGGCUGCCGGCCGUGCGACUGCGCCGGGGACUGCGACCCCUUGACGGGCGACUGCGUGCUGGGGUCGGACUUGUACAACUUGGAGGGAAACUCCAGCGAGCCCGUGAGGAUCUUCAGAGUGGACGAGCUCUUCUCUGCCCUCCACUACUCGGAGAAGUGCGAGUGCAAAGAGCAGCCGCUGACCAACAGCAAACUGUUCUGCACCAUGAACUACGCCUACGUUCUGAAGGCGAAGGUGCUGUCGGCCCACGACAAGGGCUCGCACGCCGAGGUGGAGGUGAAGGUCCAGAAGGUGCUGAGUCAGAAGGUGAAGCUCCAGCGAGGCCGCGUCACGCUCUACCCCGAGUCGUGGACGGCCAGAGGCUGCACCUGCCCCAUCCUCAACCCAGGUGUGGAGUACCUGGUGGCGGGUCACGCCGACCGUAAGCGGGGCCACCUGCUGGUCAACAUGAAGAGCUUCGUCAAGCCCUGGACGGCUACUUUGGGCCGCAAAGUGCUGGCGCUGCUCAAGAAGGACUGCAACUGGUAGACGAGACACACGCCGCAGACGUUUUCCCCCGGAGACGACCUCCGCGCCCGGAUUAUUCAAACUCGGAUUAUCGUUUUGACCUCGUUACCUGGAUUGAUGAUGGAGGGGGAGGAAAAAAAAAAAAAACUCUCCGCGCACUUUAACCAGCAAGAUGGACUGGAACGGAACACGGACGCUCAAAGAUGCAUGCACACAUUCGAGUGUGUCGAGUGAGAGAGAAGAAGCCAUAAAAGCCACGACAGGUGGUUGAGUCCUUGCCAGUCAGUCGUUGCAGGUGCGCGCCGCCGCCCGUGCGGAAAUGGCGCCCGCUCGCCCCCCCCCAAACGUGAAUGUAUAAGCCCGAAUGCCAAUCGAACGAGGACGUUUAAGCACGAGCCCGAUCUUCCUUUCUUUGUACAGUGUUAUUUGUGUAUCGAUUAUUGUUCCUGUCACGUGACGGCAAUUAUUUUCAGCUUUAUGAUAGUUUUUGCCUGUAUGCUUUUUGUAGCAUCCCGUCACCACGGAAACGCGCGCUGUUUGCCACCGCCGAUGGCUUUUUCAAUGCAACGAUAAUACAAUUAUCAACGCA